AAUUUGAUUGUUAAUAUUUCGGGCGUAAACGACGCACAUAGAUAGGUCAUUCUGAAAGGAAAAUUUUUAUUCCUACUAGGUUAUUCAUCUGUGAUUUACGUUCCUAUUACUACAACAGCUUCCAAUGCCAGUGGUAUGGUAUCUUCUGGUCAGACGUCGGAUUUAUUGAACAAAAUACAAACAUGGAGCUCACCGAACUGCUCUUUAAACCUGUCUUCUAACCAUACCGAUUACAUUCAAUGUAAACAUAUCCAACCCUCAAACACUUUCCAAGAAUCAGAUCAAUUAGUUUGUGAUAGUGGAACAUCAUGCUCAGAGGCUAACAAUCAAGUAAAUGAAUCCUCUCUGAUCAACCCUACAAUAAAAAAUAAUGCGGUAAAUGCUGUUCAAGUAAUUCAACUGGGCCAAGAUCGUCUUCCAGAAGUUUCGCAAACGAACAACGACCAAGAAACGAUAGAGACAAAGUCGAUGAAGACCUUAUUAAAGCCCGAAAUACAAGUUUAUGAUUUUCCUCAUGCUAUGACGACUAACCAGUAUCUUGCAAAACCACAAAUUUCAGAGCAAGCAGAUAUUAUUAGAAGAAAUUCCCGGAUAAAGUCGCGAGUAAAUGAGACUUGUGUGUCUCAAAAUGGAGACGUCAGCAGUAGCCAAGCUAAUCAAAGUUACCCGUCUGAAGAUGUGGAAAUCUCAACAGGAACUGCAAAUGUGAGACGGAAAGUUGCCUCGACCAGAUCAGAUGAAAUACUAUAUUACAGUGAAGGCCAACAGAUUACUCCACCUUCUGGGCAAAGCACGUUUCCGCAGUCAACUAGAAAGACUCCAACUUGCUACUGGGCCUGGAGAUAUUGGACUGAAAAAGGGUAUUCUGUUCCUCCACAAACUGCUACAGCAUGUUCUUGCAAUAGCUGUUAUAGGAUCCCUUCUUUCAGAUCCUGUUUUCAAAACCGACGUUAUCAUCCCUAUCCACACCGAUUUUACUGGUCUAGUGGAACGCCUCAGGGAAAGAUUCCAGAAGCUUUUCUACCAGGAGAAAUAAAUCCUGAAGGCACCAAGGUUAUAAACACAAUGGAAAAUGGAGCUAAUAGAAUUAACCCAGUUCAAUGCAGAAGAAAUUCAUCAUUCGUAAACCGAGACACUCCUAAUACAUCUUAUUCCUUCCCUUAUUCCACGGAAAAUAAUUAUGACACUUACUGGUACAUGUAUUCACCUAUAGCCCAAGGAUCAGUACCCUCUGAAUGUACGUCUUACAAGGAUGAAAGACCUGAGGGCUACAAAUAUCAUACUUUCCAACAGUCCGAACAAGAAGGAGUUCCCAUAAACCAAGUAAACCCACAGGAUAAUAUAUCAACACCUCAACAGUACCCAGCUGUGAGUGAAUCCCUGUAUACACAACUCACUAAUGUUUAUUACUCGGGCACUGAUAUGGAUUAUCAAACAAACAACGCUACUUGGCAGGCAUCUCAAGGGAUUGAUGCUAUUGUCCAAGGAAAAAUAAUAACCGACUUCGGAAACCCAGAUGGUGCCAAUGCUGAAUAUAACACAUACAGCCGAAGGAAUAUUACAGAUGGAAGAGAUGAAGGUGAGUCAAAUUUUUCCACCUUGCCCACCAUUUCAGAAGCAAACCAUGUGCUAGAAAAUAAAGUUGAAUAUAGUGGGCAGGUUAGCAAUGAUGUCAAUGGAGCUGAUUCCACUGCCUUGCAUACACACACGUACUCUCGAAUGAUUGGUAGCAACGAGACUCAGCAACCAAUGGAUUUAUCUCUUGAUGUUGCCCCUGAGACAUUGGCUGGAAGUCAAUCUAGUCAAAACAGUCUCGUUAUUGAUGUUGAGUCGCACUCGCCGGUAACCAGAGCAGACCAAUAAUAGAACGUGUUACAUUUUGCUGAGA
Messenger RNA from Limulus polyphemus (Atlantic horseshoe crab), 1888 nucleotides. RefSeq lists its product as uncharacterized. The record is from RefSeq and is a predicted model, not a curated record. The transcript has 2 exons. Bases 136 to 1863 code for a protein of 575 amino acids. NCBI's taxonomy places the organism in Eukaryota, Metazoa, Arthropoda, Merostomata, Xiphosura, Limulidae.